Dendronephthya gigantea is the source of this 1850-nucleotide messenger RNA. RefSeq names its product coiled-coil domain-containing protein 96-like. The coding region runs from base 18 to 1565 and encodes 515 amino acids. NCBI's taxonomy places the organism in Eukaryota, Metazoa, Cnidaria, Anthozoa, Malacalcyonacea, Nephtheidae. Gene Ontology annotation, cellular component: axoneme; ciliary basal body. The transcript is spliced from 13 exons. The record is from RefSeq and is a predicted model, not a curated record. Gene Ontology annotation, biological process: cilium assembly.
ACUACAAACAAUCCAAGAUGGCGGACCAAAAUAAUGAAACAGUAGAUAAAGUCUCGGAGGAAACAAGUCUAACUCCAGCGGAAAACGUUGAAUCGGGUUCGCCGAGGAGGCCAAGCAUAGGUAUUGAAGAUUUCGACUUCACAAACAACACGGAUAAAACCGUAGAAACUGGCACCAGUCCACAAACUGGAGACCAAGACGAACAAGCACCUGUGUCUUCAGACAACAAAGAAACCUCUUCAAAUGAACAAGUACCCGAAGGCAGAAUGGACACAGCAUCUGCCAAAGAAAGACCAUCAAUAGAGGCUAUAGAGAACUUGGCGAUGCCUGAGCAAGAAGAUGGUCCACCAGUUGAAACAGUUGCGCAACCAUUGUCAAGAGAAGCCAGUGUUGUUUCAGAAAGGAAAUCAGCAGAUGGUGAUGUGGUUGGUAGCAAAGAAAUACCAGACCCAACCCAGACACCACCACCACCUGCUGUAAUGGUGGAUGGUACAACGAUAGAUGAGAUUGAUAAUACACAAAUUAUUAACAUCUUAUCACCGGAAGAUGGCGAGGUUCAAUCAAUCGCGUCUUCGAUUGAGGUUCCAGUUUACAACAGAGCAGAACUUUUGGAAAGAUACCAGCAAGCUGUGGAGGAACGGUCCGCAUUACAGACCUUAAACUCGCAAUUCCAACAUAAACUCGCGGAAUAUUUCAAGAAGAAAAAGACGGACGACAGACAACAAGAAAUUGAGAAGAAUGUCAGCGAUCAGGAACAAAGAUAUAUUAAAUAUUUAGCAAAUUUGGAUGAAUUGCAAACUGAUCUCUCGAGCGAACAAGAAAGCUACAAGGAACAAAUCGAGGAAUUGAAAGAAAGAUGCUCAGAAAAGCAGUCGAAAGUUCAGGAAGUGAGGGACGAGUUCAGGAAACACAAGUCAGAUAUCGCGAAGCAAGCUUUAAACAGUAGAUCCGGACGGCAAAUACCGAUCAAAGAUAUUGAACAAUAUCAACAGCUUGAACAGAAAAAGGACCACGAAGUCAUGUUGGUCCGUCUUGAAAACAUAAAGCUUAAAAACAGACUUAAAAAGAGAGAGAUGCAACUAAAAGCGAAGGAGGAAUUAGCCGAGGGCCUUCAUCUCAUCGACUUUGAGCAGCUCAAAAUCGAGAAUCAAACUUAUAACGAGAAAAUCGAGGAACGAAACGAGGAGCUACUAAAAUUACGUAAAAAGAUCACAACGACUGUUCAAGUUUUAACCCAUUUGAAAGAGAAACUACAGUUUGUUCAAGGCGAAAAUGGAGAACAAAGAAACAAACUUAAAACUGUUGAUGCGAACGUUGCCCAGAAACGUGACAUCUUGACCAGAACAAAGCAAGCCAGAGAUGCAUUGCGUAUCGACAAUGUGAAGCUUCGUCAGAAGUGCGGUCUGCUUGGAAAUGAACCUUUGCUGCGGGAUUACGAAGAGAGAAGAGAUGAGAGUGUUGUCCUGACAGAGAGGGUGGAGAAAUUGAAAAUGAAGCAUGCAGAGCUGACAAUGAAUGCAACAGGAGUAAAGAAGAAAAUCGAACACACAAAACUACCACAAUAGCAAAACUGGUGAAUUUUUAUUGAUUAUUUAUUACAAUUGCCUUGAUCAGAGGGUAUAUAACUACUUGUGUGAUAUAUGUAAUGUAAAUAAAAUAUUUUAGGGUAAAAAUAUUUUAAAGUAUUUGUAUACAAGAGAUAAAAACGCUUUUGACAGAAGGCCUCGUGGUCAAAAUGCAAAAGUAUUUUAGCUUGAUCUGAAGAUGUUAGAACACCCACAAGAGAUCACUUUGAAUUUAAUGUUUCAUAUGCCUUAGCAUAGCUUCAAAAUAUAACUGCAUUAACUAUU